Molecule: messenger RNA, 1083 nt
Organism: Lottia gigantea (owl limpet)
Lineage: Eukaryota; Metazoa; Mollusca; Gastropoda; Lottiidae
Exons: 1
Coding region: 1-1083 (360 amino acids)
Molecular function (GO): metal ion binding; agmatinase activity
Source: RefSeq, a predicted model, not a curated record
AUGAAAGCGGCAGAAGUAGGCCUACCAAUUUUUAAAAGACGAAUUCCCGCCAUUUCCACAAAAUGCAGCUUGUGGGACGCUUCAACCAGUGUUACGUCAUCUACCAACAGAACGUUUCACACUACCAGCGUAGCUGCUCUUAAUCAACCGUUACACCCCGAAACUCUACCACGACCAGGAGGAAUCGCAACCAUGAUGCGUCUGCCGUACCAAACUAAAGCGGACGGUCUUGAUGCAUGCUUUGUCGGAGUACCAUUAGAUAUCGGAACAGGCUACAAAUCCGGAACCCGGUUGGGUCCACGUCACAUCCGGAUUGAAUCCGUUGUUCUCCGGGCGUUUAACUGCAGUACAGGCGCGGCUCCGUUCGAUUCGUUACAAGUAGCUGAUAUAGGCGACUUAAAGUUGUCCAUGUACAAUAUCGAAGAAGCCGUAGUGGAUAUCGAACGUCAAAUACAAGUGAUCGUUGAUACCGGCUGUAUACCGCUCAUCAUGGGCGGAGAUCAUACCAUCACGUAUCCGAUUCUUAAAGCGAUCAAAAACAAGCAUGGUCCGGUCGGAUUGGUAAUGGUGGACGCUCAUCCAGACACUUCCGAUUCCAUAGAUGGACACAAAAUAGUUCAUUCGACACCAAUCCGUCGUGCGUUAGAGGACGGAUGCUUGAUUCCUAACAAAGUAGUGCAAAUCGGUCUCCGCGGAGGUGGAUAUUCGCCUGACAACUUCCUGUGGGGCAAACGUCAGGGAUUUAAAGUAGUACGCGCGGAAGAAUGUUGGCACAAGUCCCUACAACCCCUGAUGGAAGAAGUUCGCGAACUCAUGGGAGAUUCCCCUGUCUAUUUCACCUUUGACAUCGAUGGCCUUGACCCCGCAGUUGCCCCUGGCACCGGAGUCUUGGAACAUGGCGGAUUAACAGCAGUUCAAGGUCUGGAAAUUGUCCGAGGUUGCAAGGGUAUGAAUUUAGUCGGCGCAGACGUGACAGAAAUUUACCCACAAUACGAUCAAUGCGGUCGCACGUGUCAUCUCGGCGCUGAUCUACUUUACGAAAUGUUGUGCGUUCUUCCCGGCGUUGAGUACCACGAUUUGUAA